Messenger RNA from Marmota monax (woodchuck), 1046 nucleotides. Its product is annotated as E3 ubiquitin-protein ligase TRIM35-like. Gene Ontology annotation, biological process: positive regulation of apoptotic process; innate immune response. NCBI's taxonomy places the organism in Eukaryota, Metazoa, Chordata, Mammalia, Rodentia, Sciuridae. The annotation marks the transcript as partial. The record is from RefSeq and is a predicted model, not a curated record. The transcript is spliced from 5 exons. Gene Ontology annotation, molecular function: protein binding.
GCCAAGUUAGAAACAUGGAGUACACGCUGCAGGAGAAAGCCAAGGCCUUCUGGGCCAUAUGACACUCCUACGAGGCCAUCGCCAAGCACAAUCAGGUGGAGGCGGCGGGGCUGGAAGGCUGCAUCCGGCAGGAGUUCGAAAAGCUCCGUGAGUUCCUGAGGGUGGAGGAGCAGGCUGUUCUGGACGCUGUGGCACAGGAGACCAGGCAGAAGAAGCUCCUGGCCGAUGAGAAGAUGAAGCAACUCAUAGAAGAGACAGAGGUGCUGGCCCACGAGAUCAAGCGGCUGCACAUGGAACUGAAGGAAGAUGACGUCUCUUUUCUUAUGAAACACAAGCACCGAAAGUGCCAGCUUUUCUGCACCAUGGAGCCGGAGCCUAUCCAGCCCGGCAUGCUCAUCAACCCCUGCCGGUACCUGGAUUCCCUGCAGUACCGUGUGUGGAAGAAGAUGAUCAAUUCCAUCAAAUCUGUGCCCUUCAGCUUCGAUCCCAACACUGCAGCAGGCUGGCUCUCGGUGUCUGAUAACCUCACCAGUGUCACCAACCAUGGCUACCGUCUGCAGGUGGAAAACCCAGAGCGCUUCUCCUCAUCACCCUGCCUGCUGGGAUCCUGCACCUUCUCUCAAGGCUCCCAUACUUGGGAGGUGGCCCUGGGUGACCUGCAGAGCUGGCGGGUGGGUGUGGUGUGGGUACAGCCAGAUACAGGUGCAGAAGGCCACUCACACAGCUGCUACCAUGACACACGCUCUGGCUUCUGGUACGUGUGCCACACACAGGGUGUGGAGGGGGACCACUGUGUGACCUCGGACCCGGCCACCUCGCCCCUGGUCCUGACCAUCCCUUGCUGCCUACGCGUGGAGCUGGAGUGUGAAGAGGGUGAGCUGUCCUUCUAUGAUGCUGAACAUAACUACCACCUAUACACCUUCCAUGCACGCUUUGGGGAGGUGCGGCCCUACUUUUACCUUGGGGGUUUGCGGGGUGAUGGGCCUCCUGAGCCCUUGAGCAUCUGCCCCUUGCGCAUCACUAUAAAGGAAGAGCUGGAUGUCUGA